AUGCCAAAUAGGACAUGUGAUAUGGUGGAAAUAGUUACCCUAACCGAGAAUUGUAAUGCGAUCAUAAUGAAUAAGAUGCCACCUAAGUUGAAGGAUCCCGGAAAUUCCACUAUCCCUUGUGCUAUUAAUAAGAUUCAAAUUGAUAAUACCUUAUGUGACUUAGGAGCUAGUGUUAGCCUUAUGACAUAUUCGGUUUAUCAAAGACUAGAGCUAGGGGAACUUUUACCUUCCAAGAUUACAUUGCAAUUAGCCGAUAGGUCGAUCAAGAUUCCAAAGGGUAAGGUAGAAGAUGUUCCCUUGAGGGUGGGGAAAUUUGUCAUUCCGGUAGAUUUUAUAGUGUUGGAUAUGGAUGAAGAUGCUACUAUCCCUAUCAUCUUAGGUAGACCAUUCCUUGAUACAUCGGGGGCUAUGAUUGACGUUAAGAGUGCUAAGAUAUCUCUUAAGAUAGGAGAGGAGGCAGUUGAGUUUGAUUUGAAUGAAGAAAAGAUAGGUGCUCCUAGCAAGAAAGUGAAAUUGUAUGAAGAUUUGCUUGAUGGAAGCAUUGAAGGAAGUUAUGAAAAAAUUUGCAUGGGGAUCUCAAGUCAAGAUGCUUUGCAAGUGGCCUCGACCAAAGAAGGUAAAGGUGUGCCUAUGGUAGAGCUCAAACCUCUAGCAUCACACCUCAGGUAUGAAUUCUUUGGCCCAAGUUCUACUUAUCGCGAAAUUGUUAGUGCAUCCUUGAGUGAGAGCCACACUCAAGUGCUAUGUGAUGUGUUGAGAAAGCACCAAGGUGCUUUGGGCUAUACCAUUGAUGAUCUCAAGGGUAUAAGCCCCGCUUUGUGUACGCAUCAUAUAACUCUUGAGGAAUGA
Molecule: messenger RNA, 849 nt
Organism: Chenopodium quinoa (quinoa)
Lineage: Eukaryota; Viridiplantae; Streptophyta; Magnoliopsida; Caryophyllales; Amaranthaceae
Exons: 2
Coding region: 1-849 (282 amino acids)
Source: RefSeq, a predicted model, not a curated record